UUAGUUUAAGAAUCAGCAUUGAUCAAAAUGGAAAUCAGCUAUUUGUUUGCAACUCUAGUGCUGGUAGUUUUCUGCUCCAUCACUCAUGGAGCGGAUUACUGUUCUGAUGAGUUCCAAAAGAUCUGCGAAAAUAAAGAACACAUUGGAUGCAAUCCGAAGAGUUUCUCCCAAUAUCCCAACUGUCACAACAAGAACCCCAAGCUGAUGCGCAUCACACCCGGUUUGAAGAAGUACCUGCUCUGCAAGCACAACAUGUACCGGGAUCUGCUGGCGGGAGGAACCAUGCAAUCGAGGAACGGCGUUUUUCCAAGUGCCCAGAAUAUGUCGGUUUUGCAAUGGGACGAUGAAUUGGCUGCCUUGGCCGAGCAUAACGUAAAACAAUGCGAAAUGGAGCAUGACCAAUGCCGGAGGACAGUCAAGUUUAAAGCGGCCGGUCAAAAUAUUGCGUACGAUUCGUGGAGUGAGAAGCGUCCGGAUAAGAAGAAGAUUAUCCGGGAAGCCGUUUUUGCGUGGUGGAACGAACAUCAGGAUUUUCAGCACCACGAGGUGGACAAAUACGUGGGAUCGAGUUCGGGUGUACUACACUUUACCGCCAUGGCGUUGGACUAUCAGACGCAUGUGGGCUGUGCCAUUUCCGAGUACGAUUACAGCGGUGGGGACACCCUGCUGAUCACCUGUAACUAUUCGUCCUGGACCUGGAUGGAGCAACCAAUCUACAAGAAGGGAUCGCCCUGUGCCGAUUGUGGUGGACAGUGUGACGCCAAGUACAAGCAUCUUUGUCCUGCAAAAAGAUAGAGAGUAUCUUUAGCUUUCCCAAAAGCUUUAAAAAUAAAAUUAAUCGCUAAUUAAGCCCCUUGACCUCUUACCCGAAUUACACAGAA
Messenger RNA from Culex quinquefasciatus (southern house mosquito), 881 nucleotides. Its product is annotated as antigen 5 like allergen Cul n 1. Lineage: Eukaryota; Metazoa; Arthropoda; Insecta; Diptera; Culicidae. The record is from RefSeq and is a predicted model, not a curated record. The coding region runs from base 28 to 795 and encodes 255 amino acids. The transcript has 5 exons.